AUGGGGACUCUGGGAACUUGCUGUGUGUGGCCGCUCCUGGAGCGCUGAGAUCCUUUCCAUGGGCAAAAAGCUGUCCUGGAGCUGGGAUUCCUGCCUGAAUUGUGGGCUUAGUGGUGAGGAGGUGCCAUUGCUGCUGGGCUGUGGGUAGAGCCCUUCCCCUCCCUGCAUCUCAUCGGGGGUCUGCCAACAUCUUCCCACCAAGCAGACCGGGUCCCAUCCCUAGCUGCCCCUUCUCUGCUGCAGCAAGUUCAGGCCUCUCGGCCUCACCUCCUUUGGGGCUCUUCCCUGCCUCAUGUUCAUCACACCUCUGCUGCACCAGCCUUACCUGCUGCAUCUUGCAGAACCUCUCCUCGCCCUGACCUGUGUGGCAUCCUCCCGCCAGUGGUGCAGUUGCCCUGUCAUGGGCUUGCCAGUUGGUGUGAGCCAUGUGGCAGCCAGGAGAGCUGGGUUAAUAGGUUUGGGACACUUGAGCUGUGCCCUGGGGAGCCUCAUGCUACUGCCACUCUGCCCCAUUGCAUACCCAGCUGUCUGAUUAGACUGAGCUCUCUGGGGCAGGGCCCACCUGGCUCUGGGUCUGCGCAGCCCAGGUGCACUAAUUGGGGCGCUCUCUGCAGCCAUCCAUAAGGGACAGCCCCCCAGCUGAGUGGGUGGGGCCAUGGAGCUGUGUCCCAACCUUGCCCCUGCCUGAGUGGGGCUGGCUGGUGUGCAGGGCCUGCUGGAAUCGGGCACGUAGGCCUGUCCCUUAGCAAUGCCCCAGGGCUGGUGGUGGGCUGUCCUGGAGCUUGCCCUAGGCCUUGUGUCUGCCCUGGCAUGUGCGCCAUUGAAUGUGGGAGCCCUGGUGUGGUGACCAGGGGGCAGCUAUGCUGCAUGUACAUGCCCUAUCCAGAGAUUCUCCUGGACUGCCCCAAGUUGCCUACAGGAAACUUCUGCACCCACCAAGGCCUGUGGGGUGGGGGUCUCCAUCCCAGGACAUGCAGCUGCUUUGCUCCACUCAAGUUGCAUCCAGCUCCCCUCCCAAGAAGGAUUUGUUCGGGGUGCUGUUGUGCCCUGUCGGUGAGGGAGCAUAUCCCACCCCUCCUGCAGUCCAGUAGGCUCUGCAUAGCGGCUCCCCAACACAGAUGGGGACCUGGCUUAGGCCCUUCCCCCAGGCACAGUUGUGGGAUGCAGUGUGUGUCACAGGCCAGGCUCGUGGCGGCAGCGGGAAGCCUGGGUGAGUAGUGGUUGGGUUGGUUCUGCCUCGGCCCAUGGUGUCUCUGUUGCCCUGCGUGUGGGAGGGAAGGAGAAGUGUGGUCAGCAAACUCCCUUUCCCUCAACCCAUGACAUGCCCCGGGGCCACCCAGUGCAGAGCUGAGAGGACACAUGCUCACACUCCUUAUCCUGCUUCUGUGUGGGGGAUUAGGAAUUAGCCUCUUUAGAGCACCAUAUGGCUGCUGGAGCUGCAGAUGCCUGGGAUGUCCCCUGCACAGAGGAGGGGGUUCCGGAGGACCAGAGAGGCCCAUCCGAAGGCUGGCUGUCAGCUAUUCUGGUCUGAAUAGGUUUUGUACUGUACUUGUCCCUGCAGCAUCUGGGCCUCUUCCAGUGGAGCAUUCAGCCAAGUGACUCAACGUCUGCCACGUGUUCGUUCUCUUCUCCGCUCCCCAAAGGAAGGGGAACGUGCUGCGGGGAGUCUGGAUUUGGGUCUAUUUUUAUAAUAUAAAUGUGCCUGUUGCUAUGUGUGCAUUAGAGGAGGCAGGUCGAGAAAACAUGCCUGAUGCUUGGAGGCUUGUGAAAGUCCUUAGUUCAUGGGGUUCUGCUGGGGUUCCCCAUAACCUAGGAUGUCCCCUUCACUUACCUCUGCCCCAGCUAUUUACCCCUGCAAUCAUAGAAUCAUAGAAUAUCAGGAUUGGAAGGGACCUCAGGAGGUUCUAGUCCAACUCCCUGCUCAAAGCAGGACCAAUCCCCAACUAAAUCAUCCCAGCCAGGGCUUUGUCAAGCCUGUCCUUAAAAACUUCUAAGGAAGGAGAUUCCACCACCUCCCUAGGUAACACAUUCCAGUGUUUCACCACCCUCCUAGUGAAAAGUUUUUCCUAAUAUCCAACCUAAACCACCCCCACUGCAACUUGAGACCAUUAUUCCUUGUUCUGUCAUCUGCUACCACUGAGAACAGUCUAGAUCCAUCCUCUUUGGAACCCCCUUUCAGGUAGUUGAAAGCAGCUAUCAAAUCCCCCCUCAUUCUUCUCUUCCGCAGACUAAACAAUCCCAGUUCCCUCAGCCUCUCCUCAUAAGUCAUGUGUUCCAGUCCCCUCAUCAUUUUUGUUGCCCUCCGCUGGACGUUUUCCAAUUUUUCCACAUCCUUCUUGUAGUGUGGGGCCCAAAACUGGACACAGUACUCCAGAUGAGGCCUCACCAAUGUCGAAUAGAGGGGAACGAUCACGUCCCUCGAUCUGCUGGCAAUGCCCCUACUUAUACAUCCCAAAAUGCCAUUGGCCUUCUUUGGAACAAGGGCACACUGUUGACUCAUAUCCAGCUUCUCAUCCACUGUAACCCCUAGGUCCUUUUCUGCAGAACUGCUGCUGAGCCAUUCGGUCCCUAGUCUGUAGCGGUGCAUGGGAUUCUUCCGUCCUAAGUGCAGGACUCUGCACUUGUCCUUGUUGAACCUCAUCAGAUUUCCUAUUGGUGCCAUGACGUUCUCUGUGGGGAGGGGAUCUCCAUACUUGGCACUGAAGCGGAGACCCGGUGAGGGCACGUAUUGGGUAUCUGUGCUGAGGCUGUCUCUCUGUGCCGGACUGAUGUGGGGGAUCAUUGGCUGACCCUGCACCAGUGUGGGAGUCCUGGGGGUCUCAGACGCAGGAGGGGCCCCUGCAGGCGUGGCCUAAUAGGCAGAGCACUGGACUGGGACACAGGAGCUCUGGGUUCUCUUCCUGGCUCUGCUACUGGCCUGCUGGGUGUUCUGGGGCCAGUCAUUGCCCAUCCCUAUGAUGGGAUUGGUGACGCUGACGUCCUUCGUGAACUGCUUUGAGAGCUGUGCAGCAAAUGUGUCAGACAGGAGCAGGGCUAGCCAGGGCGGCGAUCUCUGCAACGGGAGAAGGUAGCGAAGGGCAGGAGCAGGGCUAGCCAGGGCAGCGUGCUCUGCAAUGGGAGAAGCUGGCGAAGGGCAGCCGAGGUCACAGCCACGUUGGGGACUGCGGGAGGGGUUCUGCACCGGGAUGGGGCUGUGAGACAGGGUAGCUUGCUGGUGAUGUGAGGGGAUGCAAUGAGGGAGAGGGCUUGUGGCUCCUGCUGGUGACUUGCUGUGUAUCCCACCCCACCCAGCCCCUGCCUCUCGCUCCCCAGCCCUUGCCCUGAAUCUGUCCUGCCCUCUGCCCUGGAAGGAGCCCUGCUGGGCAGAGAUGGGGAUAGCUGAUCAUCACCUACCCCUCUGCCCCCCACCCCUGCAUCUCUGCAAGCUUCCCCACAGCACUGCCUGGCCUGAAUCCAGCCCUACUCAAUGGCUCAGACGCAGCUCAUCUGUGGUUUGGGGAGAGACACAGAAAUCCAGAGCUGUGCCUGGAUGCUGUGACUCGUGGGAUUAGCCCUAUGGGGCUCAGGGGCAGGUCUGAGCCUGGCUGGCUGGUGGCAAGUUCCCUGGGGUGGGGAAAAGGCUCCCUCACGUGCGCUCUCUGCCCUUCCAGGACGCGGUACAUCAGUACGGAGCUGGGCAUCCGGCAGCGGCUCUUUGUGGGUGUGCUCACCUCCAAGAGCACACUGAACACGCUGGCUGUGGCUGUGAACCGCACGCUGGGGCAUCGGUUGGAGCGGCUGGUGUACUUCACGGGCACGCGGGGCCGCAAGGUGCCUCAUGGCAUGACGGUGGUGACGCAUGGCGAUGAGCGGCCCAUCUGGAAUAUGUACCAGACCGUCAAGUACAUGCUGGACCACUACGUAGGCGACUUCGACUGGUUCUACCUGGUGCAGGACGACACCUACACCGAGGCUCAUCGCGUCAGCCGCCUGGUGGCCCACCUCAGCAUCGACACCCUCCUCUACCUGGGCCGGCCUGAGGAGUUCAUUGGGGGCGACACCGAGGGGCGCUACUGCUACGGUGGCUUCGGCUACCUGCUAUCCCACAGCCUGCUGCUGCGCCUGCAGCCGCACCUGGAGAACUGCCGUAACGACAUCCUGAGCGCCCGACCCGACGAGUGGCUGGGGCGCUGCAUCAUCGACUACACGACCAUCAACUGUGUGGAGGAGCAUGAGGGCCUGCGGUACCAGUACUUUGAGCUAGGGAAGAAUACUGACCCGGAGCGGGAGAGCGACCCCCGUUUUCAGAGCGCGUUCACUGCCCAUCCCGUGCUCGACCCCGUCCAGAUGUACAGGUUGCACAAGCACUUUGCCCAGGUGGAGCUUGAGAGGACCUACCAGGAGAUCCAGCAGCUCCAGCUGGAGAUCCAGAACACCAGCAGCCUGUCUGCGGACGGAGACCAUGGCGCCACGUGGCCCGUUGGCAUCACACCCCCAUUCCAGCCCAAGACACGCUUCGAGGUGCUGCGCUGGGACUACUUCACGGAGGAGCAGUUGUACUCAUGCGUGGAUGGCUCCCCCAAGUGUGAGCUGCGCGGUGUGGACACAGCUGAUGUGGCCGACGUUGUGGCCAUGGCCAUGGAGGAGCUGAACCGCAAGUACCAGCCAGUGCUGCACAUCCGCAAGCAGCAGCUGGUGAACGGGUAUCGGCGCUUCGACCCCACACGGGGCAUGGAGUACACGCUGGACCUGCAGGUGGAGGUGGUGACGCAGAAGGGGCACAGCCGCUCGGUCAUCAAGCGCGUGCACCUGGUACGGCCCCUCAGCGAGGUGGAGAUCAUCCCCAUGCCCUACGUGACUGAGGCCAGCCGCAUCAACAUCAUCCUGCCGCUGACGGCGCAUGACCGGGACCACGCUAGCCACUUCCUGGAGGUGUAUGCGGUGGCCGCCUUCGAGAGCAGUGAGAAUGCCGUGCUCACCUUCCUCUUCAUCUACGACCCCUUUGAGGCCCAGCAGGUGGCACAGAACGACAUCUUCGCCCCGGUCAAGGCCAGGAUUGCCGAGUACGAGCGCAAGUACACGGAGGUGAAGAUCCCCUGGAUCAGCGUCAAGACAGACGCGCCCUCCCAGAUCAAGGUCAUGGACAUCAUUUCCAAGAAGCACCCCGUGGACACGCUUUUCUUUGUGGCCAGCGUGGACACCGAGGUCACCACCGACUUCCUGAACCGCUGCCGCAUGAACACCAUCAACAGCUGGCAGGUCUUCUUCCCCAUCCACUUCCAGGGCUACAACCCGGCCAUCGCCUACCACAACCAGGCGCCGCCUGCCGCCCUGGAUCUGAUGCGGGAUGCUGGGCGCUUUGACCGAGACGUCUUCCAAGAGGCCUGCUUCUACAAUGCUGACUACAUGGCAGCACGCACCCGCAUGGCAGGUGAUGCGCAGGAGAACGAAGACAUCUUGGAGACCCUGGAGAUCUACGACAUGUUCAUCAAGUACUCCAGCCUGCACGUCUUCCGGGCCAUGGAGCCUGCCUUGCUGCAGCGCUACCGGCAGCACCUCUGCAAUCCCCGCCUCAGCGAGGAGAUCUACCACCGCUGCAUGCAGAGCAACCUGGAGGGGCUGGGCUCCCGCUCUCAGCUGGCCAUGGUGCUUUUCGAACAGGAGCAGGGCAACAGCACCUGAGCUGCAGGAGGGGCUGGCUCAGCCAGCCUCCCCAUGGCCUGCCCCACCUGCUCUGCUGGCUCUGGUUGUUCUCCCCCUCGUGGUGCAGCAGGCACUCUGCUGGCCCAAGGGGAAGCUCCCUGCAGACAAUGGGCUGGAUGGGGGCAGGGGAGUGUGGGGGAUGGGCUCAGCCCAUCUAGCUCUAGCCAGCUGGCACUGGCUGGGCUGGGGCGCAGAUAGGGGACCUGUGAUAUCCUGGGCUGGGGAGACUCAUCUGGGAGCUGGUUAGAGGAUGCGGGGGGAGCCAGGCCGUCUGGGUUCUGAUCCCAGCUCUGCUCUGUACCCUGUCUGGUCUCAGUGUCUCCUUUCCCGCUCUUUCCAUGGGACAGUGAUACUGAGCAGCCCCUGGGAGUGGGGUUUAUGGGGGCUGGCACUUGUACUUGUCCUGACUUUGGGCUGGGCAGGGUCCCAGGGCAGGUCCAGGGUUAGCUCCGAAACCUCUGCUCCCAUGAAAUGGCCCUGGAAGGCUGAGAGUGACUCGUGGAGGAGGCUGGAAACUGCAGUGGGGCUGGGGGCCUCUCCCUGUCUCUUCCACACAGCGCGUCAGCCAUGUUGGGGAUGCCACCUCUUGGAGCAGCAUGGACCCUCUGCUCCUGUGUGCACGGGAUGCCUGGCCCUGCCUGCAGUGUGUAGCUUUGCCAGGCUUUGCGUGUUGGUGAGUCUGGGGCAUUGAUGUGGGUAGAGUGACUUGUGGGGUCAGGGCUGGCCAUGUGACUCCAUCCCACAGCAAGGUGCAGCACUCCCUGUCUCUUGCCCUCUGCCCCAUAGACUUCACUGGCUCCAGUGGGCUGAGGCUCUAUUCCCCCUCCCAUGGCUGGCAGGGUGGGGGCUCCAGCCCUGGAGCAUGUGGCUUUAAAGAGUAAUUGCCUGGCUUUGCACCCCAGGUGCUGGCCACCUGGGAUUGGAGGCUCUGAGAAGCCCGUUUGUUACAGUGUGGGGUGCUCCUGCCCUGUCACUCAGACCCUCACCCACGGAGUCCCUGGGGUGCCGCAGGGCAGGAGGGAUUAGAGCUGCAGGCCCUAAUGGGCCCGAUCCAAGGCUCUGUGUCCCAGGGAGCUGAAGGUGCUGGCUGCUGCCGUGAGUUCCUGAAAGCGCAGUGUGGGCUCUGGGCAGCUGGAACCUGGUUAAACCUGCUGCUGUAGAGCGGGGGAGGGUUUCUCUGGUGCAUAUGGAGCAAUAAGGCAUUUAAGGUCAGUGCAGCGCAGCUCUGGCCAUAACCCGCUGGCCUAAGCACUCCAGGCUUUGGGGGGAGGGAGGAAGCUUACAGGGCUCGGGCCCCAGGACGUGUGAGUGCAGGGAGGACCGGGGAUCCCUCUAUUCACUGGCUGUGUGCUGCUCCCCAUGGGAAAUAUGACCCAGGUCGCUUUGGCCUCUGCAGUAUUUUAAUAGGACGGGAGGAGACUGCAGCCCUCGGAUGAGAGCUUCCCAUGGGAGGUUUGAGCUGUCACUGCUGCUGGCCAAGCAGGCUUGACUCAGCCGUCCCUGCUGGUGCUGUCACCCACGGGGCUCUCCAGGCCGCUGCUCGCAGGGCUGCAUGAGGGGACGGGAUCCUGUCCCCAUUGGCCGCAGGCAGAGCCCUGUGCAGGGACAUGUCUGCUGGAACGGGCCCUUCUCCGAGCAGGCAUUGACUCCUGGCUUCUUCGUGGAGCUGUGCUCUCUGCACUGAGCAUGCUGGGUGGGGUGGGUAAUGCCUGGGUCUGACCCCAGUUAAUGCUGCUGGGGCUGCCAGAAAGAACGGGACAGAUGGGCUGCAUUGUGCGUCUCCAAGGAGAAAGUGACAGAGGAGCCAGACUUGGCUCCAGGUUUAUAUUUAAUGGCAGGGUUGGGUUAUUGUGUUUACACUGCAAUAAAACGGAAAGGACGAA
Dermochelys coriacea (leatherback sea turtle) is the source of this 7565-nucleotide messenger RNA. RefSeq names its product chondroitin polymerizing factor (gene CHPF). Gene Ontology annotation, cellular component: Golgi cisterna membrane. NCBI's taxonomy places the organism in Eukaryota, Metazoa, Chordata, Testudines, Dermochelyidae. The record is from RefSeq and is a predicted model, not a curated record. The transcript has 3 exons. The coding region runs from base 3556 to 5661 and encodes 701 amino acids. Gene Ontology annotation, molecular function: glucuronosyl-N-acetylgalactosaminyl-proteoglycan 4-beta-N-acetylgalactosaminyltransferase activity.